Molecule: messenger RNA, 813 nt
Organism: Saccostrea cuccullata (small rock oyster)
Lineage: Eukaryota; Metazoa; Mollusca; Bivalvia; Ostreida; Ostreidae
Exons: 6
Source: RefSeq, a predicted model, not a curated record
AUGCGACUUGUUUAUGUCAACAUGCUAGAUUACUAUGUCAUCAUAGUGACUGUCUUCUUUUCUGGUUAUAUCUAUUUUGUUGCCAUUUUACACAUUCAUUUGAUUAAUGCUAAGUACUGUGCGUUUCAAUUAGGGAGGAAGUAUGGAAACACAAAAAACUGCACUAAACUAGAGCACUGUAAAAAGGCCUUUGAUGAUAAAACGGGAGCUUGUUUAGGGCCUGAGAACCAGUGUGAACCAGGAUGGAUGGGACCAGGCUGUCAAUAUAUAAAUUUAGCAUAUAAAAAGAAAUCCACCAGGCCAAGUCUUGAUGGGAACUUGAGCACAUCUGAGGACAUCAAACGAAUACGGAUCGAUUUCUAUGGAAGUUUUAUAAUUUCUGCUUUAAAUAUUCAUGCAAUUUCGUCAAACAACGUAACCAUCAAAUCUCUAAAUAACGAGACAUGUUUCAUCGGACCAAUUAAAGAAGGCACUCCUCUUGUAUUCUGCAGCUAUGUUCUGAGAACAAGAAUGUUAAAUAUUUCAUUUACACGACAAACAACCGUAUCUGAAAUAGAAGUUUAUGGAGGACGGAAUGUCGCUUUGUGGAGGAAGACGUCACAGUCAUCAGACUACAACAGUGAUUACACAUCUGACAAAGCAGUGGAUGGAUGGGACAGCGGAGGAGAUUUGUUCAAUAACUCGUGCACAAUAACAUAUGAGAUAAUUGAGCCUAAUGGUCCUUAUUGGAGUGUUAAUCUUGGAAGCCCAUAUUCAAUUAUGUCAGUUCGCAUAGCAAGUAGAAAUAAAUUCGGUUUGUUUUUGUUUUAUAAU